Molecule: messenger RNA, 787 nt
Organism: Owenia fusiformis
Lineage: Eukaryota; Metazoa; Annelida; Polychaeta; Sabellida; Oweniidae
Source: the annotation of a GenBank genome assembly
CGUAGAUCAACGUGACAUUUACAAACGGGCUUCACCGAACUAGUGGUAAACAGGAGGUAGGCCUAAACAACAACAGAUACAUUACAUUAGAUCUGUUACAUCACAUUUCAACAUUUUACAAUGGUUCUUGCCUGGUACUUUAAUCCUUCUGAUGAAGAUAAGCGUUUGCCGCACAAGAAGGAACCAAAUGUUCCGGUUAGUAUCGAGGACCUUGAAAGAAAAACGGGCGUAAGGUGCUUGAAGGUGGAUCCUGAAGGAUAUCAAGGAAAUGAAACCUACAGAACUCUGAGAAAGGAGCGAUUGUAUAAAUAUGAAGACUCGAUUGAUGUGACAGACAGAAAACCUGAAUUUGACGAAAUAUUAAAAACGUUCUACAUAGAACACUUACACGCCGAUGAUGAAGUGAGAUAUACAGUCGGUGGGUCGGGAUACUUUGAUGUAAGAGACGAAGAUGAUGCUUGGAUCAGAAUCCAUAUUGAGUCAGGGGAUCUGAUCACCUUACCUGCUGGCAUUUACCAUCGCUUUGCAUUGGACACAAAGAACCACAGCAUUAAGUUAGUGAGGCUGUUUACAGAGGUACCAGUGUGGACACCAUUUCCCAGACCAGCGGAUAACCACCCAGCAAGACUCGCCUAUAUCAAUUCACGGAAGCUUAAAGACACUGAUGCUUAAAGGCCCCAUAUAGAGUGCAAACCACUUUGGUUUAUAUCAUAGUCUUACUCAAUGUUAUCACAAUGUGGAAUAAAAUUUACUCAUGAGCACAAAAAAGCAUUUUAAAAUUUUAGUU